Molecule: messenger RNA, 1756 nt
Organism: Notechis scutatus (mainland tiger snake)
Lineage: Eukaryota; Metazoa; Chordata; Lepidosauria; Squamata; Elapidae
Gene: CCDC78
Product: coiled-coil domain containing 78
Cellular component (GO): cytoplasm
Source: RefSeq, a predicted model, not a curated record
AUGGCCAAAGAUCCCGAGUACCUUGGCACUUUCCAUGAGCGAGUUCAGUGCCUCACCAAUGAAAAUGUUCAGCUGCAAGAUCGAAACGAAAGGCUCUAUGGCAAGGUGGGAGAACUGCAGGACAGGCUGGGACAAUUGGCUAUCUCCAAGGCGGACCUGUCCUCCAGGCUGAUUCGCAGUGAAGAGGAGAAGCUCAAGAUUUCCAAAGACUUUGUCGAUUUCCAAAUCGAAACUAAUAAAAAGAGAGAACAACAUGAAGCUGAGAACUUUGAACUGAAGAAUCUGAUCUUGGACUUGGAGAAUCGUAUUCUGGAGAUUGAGCUCCGUGAUGAGAGGACCACUGGGGAACGGGAUGCUUUGCAGGAACGCCUGCACACCUUGGAGAAUGACCACAAGGAGUUGGGGAACGAGUACCUUGCUUUGAAGAGCAACUACCUUGUAUUGGACAAGGAGCACGAACAGGAGGUCUCCAAGAACGAAGAACUGAGCAGGGAGUUACUUAACCUGGUUAAGUCCAAGCAGGAGCAUCCACACCACCUCCAAACCAAGAGCACGGAGUCCCAGUCUGAAGCAGAAAAUCCGCCUGCUGAAGUGAAGCGGGUGCGAACCUUGGUCCAUCGCCUCUCUGCCCACAAAGUCAAGCCCGAAGAUGUGGUGCUGGCUUCAGAACAGGAACGUCAAAAAUUGGAGAAAAGUUUACUUGGAAACCAAGGUCACAUCACUGAAGAGAUGGAAAAAAUGAGAGAAAUGUACAAUUCCCAGCAACAGAAAUUGGAGGAGAGAAUGAUCACGAUGGGCAAGGAACUACAGGAGGCCAAGAAAGCAAUCCGGCACACGCAGCAUAAACUGGCAGAAGAGUCAGCGAUAUUGCUGUCCUCCCAAGGCCACCUUCAGGAGGUUGAGUCUGAGAAUUCCAGGCUACAGUUACAACUCAAAGAGUUGAAUGAGGAAUAUCGUUCGCACCUUGUUCAGUACGUCACAGAUCUGGCGGAAUACAUCGAUAGUAAAUCAUCACCAGCUAAAAAGGAGCCCAGUCAAAUGAAGCAUUUUGUGGACAGCAUGUUGAAAGACAUCCGGGCUUCCUAUAAAUCUCGGGAGGAACAGCUGGCUAGAGCUGCCCGCGGUUACAAGAAGCGCAUGCAAAAUUUGGUCAAGAAGCACGAGGGUCUACUCAUUGCCUACAGGAUGCAACGUGAGCAAAUCAGGUUGCUGGGCUCCCAUGAUCUGGAUCCUGGCCCACCAGAGCAUCAUUUCUCCAUCACGGAUGCUGAAUUGCUGACCAAUACCGCACAAGAGUUAAACCGGUUGCGGGAAGACAAAGCCAAUCUGGAGGGACAACUCUAUGAGCUGCAGAUGAAGGUAAAACUAAGUGAAAAAAUGAUCUCUGGAACAGCUUCUCAUGCUCUGCCUCUCCCUGUCCCUAACCUCCUGGAGGGCGAAGGCUGGGCUCAACUCAGGAAGCAGCUACGGGAGUUUACCCACUCGACGCAAGUGGAACUGGAAAGGGAGAGAAGCCAGCUGCUGGCCAGAGCGAUGGUAGCAGAAGAGCAGGUUGCUGAACUGCAGGAAUACGUGGACAAACACCUGGUGAGAUACAAGCAGGAGAUUGUGAGAAUGCGCAAACUCUUAGGAACAAGCGGAUCUCAAGCAUUGAGUGCUGAAGCAUCUGAGGUUCCAGUACUGUUGAUGUCCCAAGGGACCCUCAGCAAGGAAGUGUAGUUUUCUUAUCAUAGAAGAGCUGGAAGGGACCUUGGAG